UCUUUCUUUUUUGAUUUAAAGGCAGAGGAAUUCAUUUGUUUCACAUGUCAUCAAAUCUUCUACUUCAAGCCACAUCAUGUUAAACAAGAUCAUUCUGCUGCUGUCUCUUCAGAUAAGCCUCCUAGGAACCACUUAUGGUGGGAAUGUUCUGCUAUGGCCAGCGGAAGGUAGUCAUUGGCUAAAUGUUAAGAUAAUUAUAGAUGAUCUGAUUAAAAGAGAGCAUAAAGUGACUGUACUAGUUGCCUCUGGUGCACUCUUCAUCACACCAACUUCUGAAUCAUCUCUGACAUUUGAAAUAUAUAGGGUGCCCUUUGGCAAAGAAAGAAUGGAAGAAAUGGUUAAGAACUUCGUUCUGACAUGGCUAGAAAAUAGACCAUCUCCUUCUACCAUCUGGAGAUUCUAUCAGGAGAUAGCCAAAGUCAUCAAGGACUUCCACGUGGUGACUAGGGAAAUGUGUGAUAGUAUUCUACAAAACCAAAAGCUGAUGGAAAGACUGAAGAAAGGCCAGUUUGAGGUCCUGGUAUCAGAUCCAGUAUUUCCUUGUGGUGAUAUAAUAGCUUUGAAACUGGGAAUUCCAUUUAUGUACUCCUUGAGGUUUUCUCCAGCCUCUACAGUGGAAAAGCGCUGUGGGAAGGUACCAUACCCUCCUUCCUAUGUUCCUGCUGUUUUAUCAGAACUCACCGACCAGAUGUCUUUCACUGACAGAAUAAGAAAUUUCAUCUCCUACCAUCUACAGGACUACAUGUUUGAUACUCUUUGGAAAUCAUGGGAUUCCUACUAUAGUAAAGCUUUGGGUGGUAGCCACUGGUUAAAUAUUAAGAUCAUUCUAGAAGAAUUGAUUGAAAGAAAUCAUAGUGUGACUGUCCUGGCUUCAUCAGCAACUCUAUUAAUCAAUUCUAAUCCUGAUUCUCCUGUGAAUUUUGAAGUGAUACCUGUCUCCUAUAAGAAGAGCAAUAUAGGACUUAUUGAACAUAUGAUAAUGCUGUGGAUAGACCACAGACCAACUCCUCUAACACUCUGGACUUUCUACAAAGAAGUAGGGAAAGUCCUAGAUGUUUUCUUUCGAAUGAAUUUACAAAUCUGUGAGGGAGUAUUAAAUAACUCCAAGUUAACGGCAAGACUUCAGAAAGGUGAUUUUGAUGUGUUGGUAGCAGACCCAGUAACAAUCUGUGGUGAUCUGGUUGCUCUGAAGUUAGGAAUUCCAUUUAUGUACACGUUGAGGUUCUCUCCAGCCUCAACAGUGGAAAGACACUGUGGGAAAAUCCCAGCACCUGCCUCGUAUGUACCAGCAGCCUUAUCAGAGCUCACUGACCAGAUGACCUUUGGUGAAAGGGUUAAAAACACCUUAUCUUAUCCUCUGCAAGAUUAUAUAUUUCAAUCCUACUGGGGAGAAUGGAAUUCAUACUACAGCAAAGUUCUAGGAAAACCCACUACAUUAUGCGAGACUAUGGGGAAAGCUGAAAUUUGGCUAAUCCGAACAUACUGGGAUUUUGAAUUUCCUCGCCCAUACUUACCUAACUUUGAGUUUGUUGGAGGCUUGCACUGCAAACCUGCCAAACCUUUACAUAAGGAAAUAGAAGAAUUUGUCCAGAGCUCAGGUGAACAUGGUGUUGUGGUUUUUUCUCUGGGGUCAAUGGUCAAAAACCUCACAGAAGAAAAGGCCAAUCUCAUUGCCUCUGCCCUUGCCCAGAUUCCACAAAAGGUUUUAUGGAGAUACAACGGAAUGAAACCAGCCACAUUAGGAGCCAAUACUCGACUCUAUGAUUGGCUACCCCAGAACGAUCUUCUUGGUCAUCCCAAAACAAAAGCAUUCGUAACUCAUGGUGGAACUAAUGGAAUCUAUGAAGCUAUUUAUCAUGGGGUCCCUAUGGUGGGAGUUCCCAUGUUUGCUGAUCAGCCUGAUAAUAUCGCCCACAUGAAGGCUAAAGGAGCAGCUGUGGAUGUGAACAUAAAUACAAUGACAAGUGCAGAUUUCCUCAAUGCUUUGAGAACAGUCAUUAACGAUCCUUCUUAUAAAGAGAAUGCAAUGAGAUUAUCAAGAAUUCACCAUGAUCAGCCUGUUAAGCCUCUGGAUCGAGCUGUCUUCUGGAUUGAGUUUGUCAUGCGCCACAAAGGAGCCAAGCACCUUCGGCCAGCUGCCCAUGACCUCACCUGGUACCAGUACCAUUGCUUGGACGUUAUUGGGUUCCUACUGGCCUGCGUGGCAACGAUUAUACUCUUGAUCACAAAAUGUUGUUUAUUUUCUUGUCAAAAAUUUGGGAGAACAGGAAAAAAGAAAAAGAGGGAAUAGAUUUGUCCAGUUUGGCAAAUGCUGGUGCAGGGCAAUUUCUGUUGAUUUUUAGCCAUAAGAAGCUUAAUUAAAAAAAAAAUUAACAACAUCGCAUAUGUCCUGUAGAGCACUCACCUCACUCCUUUAGUCUAGUUAUAUGGCUUAAAAUUCAAUAAGAUCUUUAACUGACUGUGUCCCAUUCUUCCUUUGUCUCUUCCCAGAGUUUUGCCCUCUUCUCAAAUUCCUGACUUAGGGACACUAAUAAUUCUAAAUAUGUCCUAUUCAUAACAUUAAUAUUUUCUUUUUUUAACCUUAAGUGAUAUGAUGAAUAACAAUAUGCUGACUCCUGGGGAGUGCACAGAAUGUGAGCUGAAUUUGAUGGAUGUAAGGAACUCAGAAGAGUAAAAUUCACAAACACUCACAGACCAUACAAGUCAGGAAAGCACCAUUAGAAAUGUGUUUGUUAUGAGAAAAGUAAAGAUUUCCUUUUUUCAACAAAAUUAGGUCUUCUGUUUGCCCAAUGCUAUUGGAAUUAACUGUGAUAAACCAUCACAUUUGGAAAGGUUAAAAUAUCCCAUGGAGUUUAUCCAGAUAACCAUGGCCUACAUUUCUGCCUUUAGUAAAUAAAAAAAUAAAAAUUCUUCUGAGCCUUUUAUGCACAAGGGACAGUUCUGGGUAUUGACUUCAAACAAAUAAGUGAAUCAAUUAAGUCAUUUUUUCUCAGGGACAGAAAAUGUCAGCAAUAUAUUCCAGAUAAACAGAUCAUUUCAGUAGAAAUAACUACAAAAACAUAAGAAAAAUUAUUUUACUGAUUUUAUAAAAUUUUUAAUUAACAGUACAAUAGAGACUCUUAAAGUUAAAUGUCAAUUCAUUAUGUAUAGCAAUAACUAAAAUUCAUAAUCUUUAUUCUUUAUAAUCAAACAUAUAAUUACAAUUGAAAGUAUAAUUUACUGUGGGAAAAAUAAAUAUUUAUUCUAAAAAUAAGAUCAUUAUUUUCCAGUCUCUAUGUUCUACAAAAUCUAUUCAUAAAUUAAUUAUCUCCUAUGCUAAAAACAUAAGCUAUUGGAAGAUCUGCUUAUCCAAGCAUAUACUGUAGUAAAUGUUUAUCAUUAUAAAACUCUCCAAUAAAGAAUAGAUUUAUUCAUACACUAAUCAGCUUUACAUUAAUUUAACAAAUGUAUCAAUGUUUACAGUUUAUUUACCCUCUUAUAAUCUUAAUAAGAUGUCUUCCUAAAGUUUUAACAUUUGAUAUAUUACUGCAGGAUAUAUGACAUCCAUAGAUUUCUCAAAAAUUUAGAAUUCUUUACAUUUUAAUGUUUCAUAUUCAAAAAUAUCUUCCAAUUUAAAAAUAACUAUACGACGGGAAAAUGUAAUUACUCUUUCUUGAAUA
Messenger RNA from Trichechus manatus latirostris (Florida manatee), 3659 nucleotides. Its product is annotated as UDP-glucuronosyltransferase 2A2. The record is from RefSeq and is a predicted model, not a curated record. NCBI's taxonomy places the organism in Eukaryota, Metazoa, Chordata, Mammalia, Sirenia, Trichechidae. Gene Ontology annotation, molecular function: glucuronosyltransferase activity.